ACCUUGACUAUUCGCGUUAAACCAAUCGGACGCGUCCGAAGGGGAUGUGCGUAAUUUGAAAAAGACAUACAAGGAUACACACGAGUAGCGUUGAGCAGCCUGGCAGUAUGACUCAGUCUAACAGUGUCCCGUCACCACCUAAAAGAGAAAGGUAUACGGCUAGCAACACUCAUCGUCAUCAUACGUUAUUGAGUAUGACUCAGAAAACGUCGAGUGAGUUCUUCAAAGAAAUCCUAUCACCAGCGAUUCUACUUGAAAGACUCCCAAAUGUGGUAGAAAAUGCUCCUGAACCAAAUUGUCCCUAUAAACCAACGUGUAGUAUUCGUGAAGAGUAUGGUCGACCUAUUUACGGUGUUGCCUUUAAUUCGGUCAAUCGGAGUCAACCAUCUGAUCCACUUUAUUUCGCUACAGUUUCUGGUCACUAUGUUACAGUGUACCAGUGUCACUUGAAAGACGACGUUGCAGAUGCUUCAAGUGAGGAUUCUUCGAGACUGGAGCCUGUCAGUACAUUGCUGACUUUCGCUGAUCCAGCUGGUGAUGAGGAAGAGUUUUAUUGUUGUGCUUGGUCACAUGACGCAAGUGAGAGGUCUGUGUUUAACUCGUGGGGAGGUUGCAGUGAGAGUCGUCGACCUCGCCCGACUCCUCAUCCUCAUCAAGGUUUAAAUGAUUUUUACAGUGGGUCAGUUAUCCCUCCGCACCAGCAGAUUGUCGCUGUGGCAGGGAAACGUGGUGUUAUCCGGAUUCUUUGCCCUAGCAUGCUAAGUUGUCUUGGUAGUCUCGUUGGCCAUGGAGGCUCUAUCAACGAACUGAAAUUUCAUCCAAAAGAUCUCUCCCUAUUGUUUUCCUUCAGUAAAGAUUACACUAUUCGUCUGUGGAAUGUUGCCACCAAUGUGUUAAUAUGUGUAUUUGGAGGGUCAGAGGGCCAUCGGGCUGAAGUGCUGCAUGGUGAUGUAUCCCUAUCUGGCAACCUCCUGUUGUCUGCAGGGAUGGAUCAUUAUAUAAAGAUAUGGCGACUUAACACUCCUGAGCUGGCGAAUAGCAUCAGCGAAUCUUUUGACUACCGUCUUCAUACAAAUACAAGGCCGUUUCCUGUACUGGUACAACAAUUCCCGGAAUUUAGUUCCCGUGAUGUGCACGGUGAUUACGUGGACUGCGCGCGUUGGUUUGGUAGCUUGGUUAUCUCUAAGUCGUGUGAAAAUUGUGUUAUGGUCUGGAAACCCGGUGAACUAGAUAAUUCAUCAGGUAGUUCGCCUGUAGUAUGUAGUGAGAGUGGUUCAUAUUUAGCCGAUGGUGGGAUUCACGUGGUAGAUGGUUUGCGGCUUCCGACUCGGCUAUCUGCAAUUGACCCUCAUUCAGAAGAGCUAUCGCAUGCACCCGGUGUACUGACAGAGCCCAAAGCGAGCGUCAUUCACUGUUUGAAAGCAGAGAAUUGUAAUCUAUGGUUUAUUCGUUUCGAUUUGGAUCUGAAAAAUCAGAUACUUGCUUUGGGCACAAGUAGUGGUCCGUCACGCGUGUAUUUGUGGGAUCUAAAGCAUCCUGAGAAAGCAUUCAAUCUGCCACCUAAAGUGCUUCAUCUCCCUCCAAUUAGCAGAGUUGGUCGAGGUGGUUCAUCGUCGAACCACGUGGCAAUCAGACAAAUACGUUUUGCAAAUGACGGUGAAAUUCUCUUAUGUGUAUGUGAUAAUGGUGUCAUUGUAAGAUUUGAUAGAAUGUAACUUUUGUAUAUAUUUAUUGUCAUCAAUGGUUAGUUUGAAAUGUAUCAAUAAAUCAUAUUUUUUAGGGAA
This is a messenger RNA of Trichobilharzia regenti, 1784 nucleotides long. Lineage: Eukaryota; Metazoa; Platyhelminthes; Trematoda; Strigeidida; Schistosomatidae. The record is from the annotation of a GenBank genome assembly.